Closterium sp. NIES-67 is the source of this 4431-nucleotide messenger RNA. The record is from the annotation of a GenBank genome assembly. NCBI's taxonomy places the organism in Eukaryota, Viridiplantae, Streptophyta, Zygnematophyceae, Desmidiales, Closteriaceae.
CCUCGGACCUGCCACGCGUUCGCUCACCGCGUCGGUCACGCCUUCGCUGCCAUCCGUUUGUCGUCGGCACUCCUCGUGUCGCUUCUGCCCCAGCGUUGCCAGUUAGUACCCUUCGUCGCGUUUCUCCCGCUCCCUCGGAGGCCGGGCUCUCGGGUCUUGCUGUCGUCGGCGUGCUCGCGUGCUCUAAAUGGCACGGCGCUGCUCUCAAUCACGCAUUGCUUCAGCCGAACGCCAUCCUCCUCCUCCCAUUGCGCCACCUCUUCUCGCGGCCCUUAGACUCGCGUCUCUCCGCUCGCAAGCAUCGAGCUCUCCACGCUCGCCGCGCUCGCCGCUCUCGCCGCUCUCUCGUCUCUAGCAGAGCUAGUAGCGGCAGCACGCGUCAGCGGCCGCGCGGGAUCUCCCGAAAGCAUGGUGUGACGCAGCGCUGUCAGCGUGACGCAGCGCUGUCAGCGUGACGUCCAACGCCAUGGAGCCCGCCAUGGAUGCCCCGCAACUCGCGGCGCCUGCCACGGCGGCAUCGACGCACCGCCUGGUCGUGAGCAGCCCCAGCAAGGACGGCCACGCCAGCCCCGGCUCGCCCGAGGUGAUGUCGGUGCUGGGCGGCAAGGCGUCGUGCCGGCGGAAGUUCGUCCUCCACGUGCAGCUGACGGACGAGCAGGGUAACCCGGUGAGCAAGGACCUCGCUGUCACCGCCUCCCUCACCUACUCGCACGACUGCAGCUCGGUGAAGCUGGAGGAGGGGCAGGCGAUGGUGGAGCCGCCGCUCUUCACCACGUUCAACGGCGUCGAGUUCCCCGCGCACCUGCGCCCCUCGCAGAUGCUGCAAGGCCGCGCCACCUUCAAGCUGGCCCUGUCGGUGCUGUCGUCCAAGUGCGACAACCGCCUCUUCGCUGUGUGCUUCACCGCCGCCACGCCGCUCAACGCCCCCGACCUCCUCAACGAUGACGGCUCGCCGCUGCUUGUGGCGCCCGGCUACUCUCCAGCCAUCCGCAGCAUCUCUCGCAAGCGGUCGCGUACUGCUGGUGCUCCGUCCGGUGCUGCUGCUGGCAGGGGGGGCGGCGGGGGCGGGAGCAACGCGAGCAGCGGCAGCACGAGCCAUGGCAGCGCGGGGGCUCAGGGGCUGCACCUGGCGUCCAACGGCCUGCAGCUUCCGUCCAAGCUCGCCUUCCUUGCACCCGUGCAGGUCCCUUCUGGGCCCCUUCUCUUCCCGCCGCCCUCCUCCCUCUCCCCCGCGCCCCGCCGGUGGCGCAGCAAGGCCAGCCACGAGUUCAUCACCUCGCCGCCCGCUGACGUGGCGCAUGAGCUGCCCUCCUGGCGCAUGUGCCCGUCGCCCUCUGCGCCCCUUCUCUGCCCCUCCCCCUCCUCGCUGCUCCCCUCCCCUCAAGGCCCCCACAAGCCUCAUUCGCUCCCGCCCACGCCCUCUCUCCCCAUCCCUUCCCCCACGGGGGGCGUGGCGCACACCCCCUCCCCCCGGGCGGCAGCAGCAACGGGGGGCAUGCCAUCACCGUCGCCUCGCGCUUUCUCCACGUCAGCACCAUCGCCAACCGGCACAGUGGGCUCAACGAACGUGUCGGCGCACGGCUCCCCUGCCAUUACUGCACGACCCUCCCCCUCCCUACUGCCACGUUCAGCUGCCCCUACCCCUGCUGCGCCUCCUUCCCUAGAUUCGCCCAUGGCCGGCAGCAGUGGCUGCCACGUCAGCAGCGGGCAGAUGUUGAUCCCAAGGGAGACGUGGAUGGAGAGGAGUGGCAGUGGCUGCAGCGUUACAGCUGCUGCUCUUCCCACUCCUGCCCUCACCCCUCCUGCUCCCCCUGCUGCCUCUGCUCCAUAUGCGCCUCCUGCCCCUCCUGUGCUGUUCGCUCCCUCUGCCCCCGAGGCAGCAGCGCACCCCCCCGGCUCCUUCUCCCACUUCCUCACCACGCCCCUCGUCUUCCCCUCCUCCGCUACCCUCCUCUCCGCGCCCCACGCUCCCGCCACUCUGCCGCCCAACACUCAGAGCCACAGCCAAGGCUACCACCUGAGCUACAACCAAGGCUACAGCCGCCCCUCUGGUGAUGGCGAUCUAGCCCCGCGCAUGCAGGGCGCGGGAUACGUGGCGGGCGAGAGGGGAGAGGGGGCAGCAGCGACAGACAUGGAUGCCAGUGCAAUGCAAAUACCCGCAGACCAGUCCCUGCUGCUCCACCACCAGCCCUUGCAGCAAAUACCAGAGCAGGCGGCUGAAGUCCUUGUCCAAUCGGAGCAGUGCACGUGGCAGCAGCCUCUGCAGGCUGUGGUGAAGAUGGAGACAGAAGGCGAAGGGGCGAUGGAUGGGGUGGCCAGGCAACCAGUGCCACACCAUGGGCAUGGGCAUGGGCAUGGGCAUGGGCAUGGGGAAGGGGAUGGCGGGGUGGAUGUCAAAGGCUGUAGUGAAGGGUUCUCGGGCGACCCCCUUUUCAACGCCCACCCACUCGCUCACGUCAAAUCUUCCCAGCAUCAGCAUCGGCAUCUGCAGCAGUUUCCGCGCCAGCAGCAGCAGCAGCCACAGCCGCAGCCGCAGCAGCAGCAGCAUAACCAGCAGCUGUCGCCCUUCUUGUCGGACGAGGCAUUCCACGGCAGCCUGUCGCCCUUCAACUCCCCUCUAGCGGACCCUCUAUUCGGUCCGCUCAUGAGCCCCUUCUCCCUCUCGCCCGGACCCACCCUAUCUGCCAUCGCCGCCGGGCCUCUCCUCGACCCUUUCAAGCUCUUCCCCCCCGCCGCUGCUGCCGCCGCCACCAUUGCGGCCGCUGCUGCCGCCACCGCCACCCUUGCUGCCGCUGCAGGGACGGGCGGAGGGGGGUCAGGCCACCUGGCAGCACUGGCAGCGGCAGGCGGGGAGGAGGCAGAAGAGAUGCGCAUGGCGGCGUCUUCCCCUUCGCCCCUGCCCUUCCCCCUGCCUGCUGCCUUCCCCUCGUCCGCCUCCUUCGCUCUACCUGAUUCCCCCGGCACCCAGGCGGCCCUGGAGCAGUGCGCCCACUCGCCGCUGCUGGAGGGGGCAGGGGGGGGGGCGGAGGGGGAAAGUGUAGGACGGGAAGGGGGGAGAGGCGGAGGGAAUGAGGGGAUGGGAGCAGGUGCACAUGGGGAAGGCACAGGGGGCGCGAGCAGCAGCUGUGGGGCCGUGGAAGAGGGAGGGGGUGAGAGAGGCACGCAUGUUGCCUAUGGACCGCCCCUCAUUGACUCGUCACCGGAUAAGACCUUCUCUGCAUACUCCCCGCCUCCAGAUAAGGCCUCCCCCUGCUCCCUGCCCCCGUAUGCCACCUCCCUCGCUUUCUUGCCGGCCCAGGACUCCCCCUGCCAGGCCUCCACCUCCUCCACCCCCUGCGGCCCGGGUGCUUCCGGGCGCGGGGAGCGGGGCGAGAGGGGCGAGAGGGGUGAGAGGGGCGAGAGCAGGGGGCGGCGGGCUCUGUUCAGCAGCAGCCAGAGGCAGCCAUCACGCCUGGGGGAGAGGGGCAAGGGGCGCGGCACAGAGGGGGAGAGGGAGGGUGCAGUGGGUGGGGUGGAGGGGAGAACGGGGGUGCUUGAGAGUGAGAGUGUGGAGGGAGCGAGAGCACGGGCAGCAGCAGCAGCAGUAUGUGCGCCACCAUCCCACGUGGCUCAGGGCAGCAGCGGCCUCACUGCCUGCCGCAGCAUGUCCCCCUGUGGCACCACGAGGGAGAGGGGCAUCUGUGCGGGCGUGAAGGGGCGUGCGGCGCACCUCAAGGGGCUCACCAUCAAGGCGCCGCCCCGCCCCUCCCUCAAAGCCAAGCAGCCCCGCUCCGCCUUCUCCCCCUACCGCUCCCCCCGCUCUUGCACCAUCUCCCCCUCCUCCCGCGGCCCCAACCUCUCCCCCCUCCCCCGCACCGUCUCACCCCGCAUGCUCUCCCCUGGAAUGCUCUCCCCCCUCGGCCGCGUGCUCGCGCACUUCAGCAGCCCAAGAGCGCUACUGGGAUCCGCUCCGGGGGGGGAGGGCGCAGGGGGAGGGGGAAGAGGGGGGGGUAAGGAGGGCAUGGGGGUGGAAGGGCGGGAAGAAUGGGGGAAGCAUGCCUGGGAGAGCAACAGUCUGUGAAGGGGGGAGGGGGAGGGGGAGGAUGGGUUGAAGGUGAAGGAGUGCAGCUUUUUCAACAGGUGGGUAAUGAAGGCUGAAGAGCGGUACACAUACGGUAACGGUGUGGAUUCUACAGGGGGCACUAUAUUUGUGUUGUUCAAUAAAGCUGUGUGGUGUGUCCCUGCACCUCAGUACAGGCUUGCCCCCUGCCGAAGUGGUACUGUCAGUGCAAAUGUUUAAUUGCAUGGUUCAGUUCGGUGGAAGUCUGUACUGAAGUGCAGUGGCGAGGAGAGGAUAGGAUACGCCCUUGUUGGCAACUCAUAAAUGUGAUGUCAAAUGACUUAUACCAAGUAUAUCUAUAUGACUCCAAACUGUCAAACAUGUGUAUUUGU